AUGUAUUUUACAGGUCAGAGCAGUGCUUUGCCUCCUGUCUUCACCCUGGCUGCCUUCCCAAGUCAUGCUGACUUCUCAGCAUCUCCUGACCUGACAGAGGAUCCUGGGAUCGAGGUCCCACAGCGGAUACAUAAUCCCGCAGGCAGGAAUGAAACCUCAGCUGAAACCACAACCAUUACCAAGAUCGAAGCGACAGUCUAUUCAGAAUCUGUGACAAAUGCAUGGAACACAACGCAUACGUUGCCCACCAGCUCUCCAGCGGCUCCAUCUCAACACGUGAAUGUAUCUGUUGCCAUGACUGCUCAGCCUGGUACCACCUCUCCACCAGUUGUACCAGAUAGCCCUUCAUCCACACCGACUGUACAGAGCACCACCCCUCCACAGCACAUUUCAACCAGUGAAGGCACAGCCUCCCCGACCAGAGACCCCCUCACCACCUUUUCAUCUCAGCCAACACAGGAUACAAACUCCACAGCCCACACCUCCACACAGCCACAGUCUGAAUCACUCGCAACAGUCACCACACAGUCAACAGCAACCACAGGACGCCCUCUGACCUCGGCUCCAGGCCAGGGCCCUAUUGGGCCAACACACCAGGAGGUCCCAUCUGAACUUAAUGUUGGAGAUGAAGACUUCAAAGGGUCCCGCUACCAUUCAAACUCUCCUCUAGACCCCCUGCUAGCUGGUCUGCUUUCAGUCUUUAUUGUCACCACUGCUAUCGUCUUCGUCAUCCUCUUCCUCAAGUUCCGCCAGCGGACCAACCACCCAGAGUUCCACCGACUGCAGGACCUACCCAUGGAUGAUUUGAUGGAGGACACGCCACUCUCCAGAUACACCUAUUGAUGGAGUCGCUCUGUCACUUCCACUACUCAGAGAACAGAAGCAAAACAGACACCAAAGGAAGACCAGCAUGGAUCUGAGCAAAGCCUCUGCUUGGAUGCAGCUGCAUCUCUGCAGAUGAGUUUUCCCCUUUCACUGAGUUUUGGGUCAGUGAUUAAAAAAAAAUGUAUCUGCGGUUCCAUGAGAAGGGUUCAUAAAUGGGAGAUUUCAGCAUAACUUUUUUCCACAUUCCCUUUAAACUUCCAGAGAUGUUCAGUGUGAUGGGAACCUUUUUGUUUUCUUCCUGUCCUGGGGCGAGUAAAUACAGUAGUACCUCACAAUCCCUGACUGACUCCUUAAGUAUGCACAGCACUUUAAUGUGGCAUGAAGUCACAAUGCCCUCUAGGGGACAUCUGAGGUAAUGUGGAUCAAGGUUGCAUGAAGUCCUCCACUGUAACUAAGAGACAACCUGAGGAAUACCAUAGUGAGAAACAGAGAGAGGAAAUUAAGUGCUUCAGGACACAUUGGAAAGUUACCCGAAACCAUGACGUACUAUCAUUUAUGAUCCCUUAGCUGACCAAAUAUUAGAGAAGUGCACUUUGAAACCAAAUUGCCAGGUUGCACAGGUUGUCUUAAAAAUGACAUCUUGGGUCACAAAACACAAAAA
Molecule: messenger RNA, 1486 nt
Organism: Scomber scombrus (Atlantic mackerel)
Lineage: Eukaryota; Metazoa; Chordata; Actinopteri; Scombriformes; Scombridae
Product: mucin-2-like
Exons: 4
Coding region: 1-843 (280 amino acids)
Source: RefSeq, a predicted model, not a curated record